AUGCUGACCAACAACCGCAUCUGGAAGAACCGCACGGUGGACAUCGGCGUCAUCUCGGCCGAGGAGGCUCUCAACUACGGCUUCAGUGGGGUGAUGCUCCGAGGCUCCGGGAUCCACUGGGACCUGCGCAAGACUCAACCCUACGACGUCUACGACCAGGUGGAGUUCGAUGUGCCCAUCGGGUCCCGCGGGGAUUGCUACGACAGGUACCUGUGCCGCGUGGAGGAGAUGCGCCAGUCCCUGCGCAUCAUCCUGCAGUGCCUCAACAAGAUGCCACCAGGGGAGAUCAAGGUGGACGAUGCCAAGGUGUCACCACCCAAACGGGCAGAGAUGAAGACCUCCAUGGAGUCCCUGAUCCAUCACUUCAAGCUCUACACUGAGGGCUACCAGGUGCCACCUGGGGCCACCUACACGGCCAUUGAGGCCCCCAAGGGGGAGUUUGGGGUGUACCUGGUUUCCGAUGGCAGCAGUCGCCCCUAUCGCUGCAAGAUCAAGGCCCCUGGCUUCGCCCACCUG
Molecule: messenger RNA, 516 nt
Organism: Acanthisitta chloris (rifleman)
Lineage: Eukaryota; Metazoa; Chordata; Aves; Passeriformes; Acanthisittidae
Gene: NDUFS2
Product: NADH dehydrogenase (ubiquinone) Fe-S protein 2, 49kDa (NADH-coenzyme Q reductase)
Exons: 5
Biological process (GO): mitochondrial electron transport, NADH to ubiquinone
Molecular function (GO): quinone binding; NAD binding; NADH dehydrogenase (ubiquinone) activity
Source: RefSeq, a predicted model, not a curated record